AUGUGCAUCGUAUCCACCGCGGAAAGUACAAGUUUUUCCGCUUGUUCGCUCUGCGUGCGAGCCGGCAGCUUCUUCGAACCGGAUCGCAUACCCGGCCUAUCGCACUACGUCGAACACCUUCUCUUCCAAGGAUCUCACAAAUACCCCAACCCUUACGGUCUGUUGGACGAGCUGACGAGGGUCGGGGGCUGCUGUAACGCGACCACAGAUGCCGAGCACGUUAGUUAUUACAUGCAAUUGCCGACCGACCGAAUACGAGAAUUCCUCGACCAGUUCGCACACAUGUUUAUCGAUCCGAUCAUCAAUUCUAAGGGUUUGGAUUUCGAAAGAAAAAGGGUGGACGAAGAAUUCGGGAGUGUUCUUUCGUCGGACCAACUAAGAGCCGAACAAGUACUUGCUACAACAGCGUCACGAAAACAUCCAGCAGGGAAGUUUACAUGGGGCAACUGGAAAUCUAUACCGAUUGGAUCGGAUAGUGAAUCAGCUGUUGUUAAAUUUAUAGACAAAUUCUAUACGGCUGAUAGAAUGACAUUAGCAGUUCAUUCGUCUGAAAGUAUAGACGACAUAACUACAAUGGCUAUCGAAGCUUUUUCUGGGUUACGAUCGAAGAGAAAAAAUACAGAUAUUUCGUUUAGCAAAACCGCCUUUGAUUCUAAAAGGUUCCAAAGGAUGUUUACGAUUUUGCCCGAGGAUGAGAAUUUAAACGCCGUACACUUGAAUUGGCUGGUGCCGUCCGUUUAUCCUCACUACAAAAGCCGCCCUCUCGAGUUUGUCGGUCGGCUGUUGGAUUUACAAUACUUGUAUGCUCUGCGCCGGGAUUUCAUUGACCGCGGAUGGUCGGCGGUGAACGUGUGGGCUGGCGUGGGGCCACAGCAGUUUCGGUCCAACACGUGGUAUGCCAUUUUCACGGUGCAACUCAAGUAUCUAGACACGACGACCGACGAGAAAUUGCCAGACAUUGUUCGCCGGGUGUUCGACUACUUGGCGACCAUUCGGGCGACAGUGGCACAAUCGCCGUACGUUUACCGUGAAGUGAUGGCCGAUAUGGAUUCCUAUCCCAUCCAUCUGGUACCGCCUCUUAACGCUGUAAUUCGCAUCGCAAAACACAUGCAAUACUACCGGCCGCGUGAUUAUCUCGAGCAGUUCGGCCAGGUGUUACCCGAUUUCAAGACGAUUACAAGGUACAUUGAUCACAUGAAAGCCGAUCGAGUAUCCGUCACAGUACAGUCGCGUCGCAUGGCCGAACGCAUACAUCUAGACGUGACCGAACCGUGGUUUAAUACCAGAUACAGGGUGGACGACAUACCGAAGCAGUGGCUUAAGUCGUGGAAACAAGCCGCACGAGACGAUAGCUUUUUUUACUAA
Adelges cooleyi (spruce gall adelgid) is the source of this 1365-nucleotide messenger RNA. Its product is annotated as nardilysin-like. The transcript is spliced from 3 exons. Bases 1 to 1365 code for a protein of 454 amino acids. Gene Ontology annotation, biological process: proteolysis. The record is from RefSeq and is a predicted model, not a curated record. Gene Ontology annotation, molecular function: metalloendopeptidase activity; metal ion binding. NCBI's taxonomy places the organism in Eukaryota, Metazoa, Arthropoda, Insecta, Hemiptera, Adelgidae.